GCAGGGGCGGCGUCGACGGCGCAGGGCAGGCCGCCCGCGCGCUGCUCGGAGUAGUCGUCGUCAUUCUGCCACCGGCGGGCAUCAAGUAGGCGUCGAGGACGCUGCCUCCGACUCCACAUUGUCACACAGGCACCAUCAGCCGUCGCCAUGAUAAUCGGCCGGAUCCACGACGACCUAUCCCUGGUCGCUGCCAGAGAGAAGCUUUGCGCCCACGCAAGAAGCGUCGGCUCGCCAUGCCACGGCACCCUUCUUCCGGCCGUGUAUCGCGCCGCGCUCACCCACUCGGGAAACAUCUCGCACCGGCCGCCUGUGGAUUUCUCGCACGACGCCAUCCUCUACGUGACGGUGAUCGUGGUUUUCUACGCGGCGAUAAUCGCCCUCCUCGUCGGCACAAACCUGAGACGCCGACGGAAUCGGCCGACGAUCACGGCGCCGCCACAGCAGCAGCAGGUGACGUUCGACGAACGCAGCGGGGCCGCGAGGGUGGAGAGCUUGAACAAAGAAUUGGCUGCCGAAACGCCGCCGGACAUCACGAGCGUGUGAUCACGCAUUUUUAACGGAAAAUCUGAGUGUUAAAAGAAUUGGAAGAGAUAUAUGAUGCUGUAUUUUUCAAUGUUUCUUUGCCGAGACAGAAAUUAUGAUGUUGACCACGAAAAGCCACAAAGUUAGUAGAUCAGAUCUCAAUUAGUUUAAAAAGGUUCAUAAAGAGUUAACUGAACGCUGAAGUUUUCAAAUUGUUCGCAUUUUCAAAUUAAAAUGGAUAUAAAAUUUUUUAUCGAUGUAAAUUUUAUUUUACAAAAAUAAUACAAUUUUUUGUUUUUAUUGUUCUCAAUUUAAUUAAAAUUAUUAUCAUGUUUUGAAAAACAUUUCAGUGAUUCAGUGACUCGUUUCCAAUGGUAUUGCUCAAAACACCACAAAAUUUCAGUUUUCAAAAGCUUGCAGAUUUUUAUCUUAUUUAAAACUGUGCAUUUUUUUCUUUGAUUUUAUUUAUAGAUUCCAAAAAAUUCUUCAUAAGAGAAAUAUAGUACUUUUUCAGCUCAAUAUAAAACUGAGCAAAUAUAUUGUGUGAAAUUAAGGUUGCUGAUCUCUUCCAAAAUCUGUAAUUUCAUUCUAAUUGGAAAUUUGCUUUUCCUGGUUUAUUAAAAAAAACUUUUGUAUGCCGAGAAUUUAAUAGUUACAGUCCAAAGCUACAAAAAUUAUAUAUUAAAGUGGCUUUUCCAAAUAUCAGAGUAAGAAAAUAUCACAUAUACAGGGUUGGAUCAAGAGGAAAACGCGCCCUGCUUAGAUUAAUGUAAUAUAUCAAUUAAGAUUUUACUAUUAUAGCGCAACGCAUUCAUUUCAAAUGUGUAUGGAAACGAAAGUAACUGGUGAUGAACAAUAAAACAGGGGAGUAAACUACUAGAUAGAGUUUUACCACCUCAGUUGGCAGGGUUCCUCUCAACGCGCUCCUGCUCCAGAGAUCGCACAAUUUUAUUAAGUCGACGAGAGCAAUCUACACUACCCUGUUAAGCAAUUUCCAUGGCAGCCCGUUAACUUUGAACUGCUCGUGUAAUUUGUAAUUUCAUUACUUGAUGAAGUGGGAGAGAAUUUGCAGGAUCGUCGCAAAAAGCAAAGAGCAAGAAGAGAUGAAUUAAAAUUGCUCCUUCCAAACAUAAUUUUCUCAGCUUUUGCGUUGAAAACGAAAUAAAUCAUAUUAAGAAAAUACAGAUGGGAUCCAAAUAUUUCUGUAAAAUUAACACACGAUUUAUUAUAAUUUAUUUAAACAAGGACGAGCUUACAAAGUUUUAUAUAAAUUUGAAAAAAAUUAAAUAGAACAUAUCUAUGCAUAAUUUAUUGAAUUAUUUACCAAGAAAAAUAAUUAUAUUUUAUUUUAGUAGAAUAAAUAAUAAUAAAUCUGCAAGAAAAUGAAGGUAAUAUUUAAGUUUUUAUCUUUUUCUUUUGUUAGUCAAACUGCUUUCGAAUCUACUUCGAUGACAAAUUCAUAUUCAGAGCGCUGGAGCAGGAGUGCAAAUAUUUGAAUCUCUCUCGUUGGUUAAAUCUCUGCCACAUUACCAUAUCCCCGCCGAGAUCUCUCUUUCUUCCUUUUUGUUCUGUGUUUGCUCGGCGAGAUUGAAAUAAUGUAUUGUGUAAUAUCAAAAGUUAUGUACAAUAGGGAUAUAAAUCGGAUUUAUUUAUACCAAAAUUGAUCAAAAUCUGUAUGAUUUUAAUUCUGUAUAGCUCAAUGUGCAUUAAAUAUUAAUAAAGCGGUGCGGAGAGAGCAUUUUCCU
Neocloeon triangulifer is the source of this 2267-nucleotide messenger RNA. RefSeq lists its product as uncharacterized. The record is from RefSeq and is a predicted model, not a curated record. Lineage: Eukaryota; Metazoa; Arthropoda; Insecta; Ephemeroptera; Baetidae. Bases 148 to 543 code for a protein of 131 amino acids. The transcript has 4 exons.